Trichoderma citrinoviride is the source of this 793-nucleotide messenger RNA. RefSeq lists its product as hypothetical. Lineage: Eukaryota; Fungi; Ascomycota; Sordariomycetes; Hypocreales; Hypocreaceae. The transcript is spliced from 2 exons. The record is from RefSeq and is a predicted model, not a curated record. Bases 22 to 789 code for a protein of 255 amino acids.
GAGCGACCAGGGGCUCUUCGGAUGGCGGCAUCAGGGCAGGAGCCUUUGACGGAGGACGUAUAUGGAUUCUUGCAGGAACACCAGGAGAAAAAGGUCCGGUCCACGGCGGUAGGAAGCUCCGAAUACACUCACUUGGAUCUCCUUCCCAAAGCGCAGCGGUAUGCCUUCACAUUGUCCGAAGAUUCCCGCAGCCACCCCUCGGAGACGCAUGUUUCGUCCGUCGUCAGUGGUGAAACCCGGCGUUCCUCUAUCUUCGACCAGCCUGGAUACUCUUCGUCCACGUCGUCGGUACUACCAGGUCGACAACGGCGGCUCCCAUGCGAAUUCUAUUGGUAUGGCGAUUGCGAGGAGACUUUCGACCUCCACGAUAUCGACGGCUGGGUACGCCAUGUGGCCGACCGCCAUCUCGAUAUGAUGUUGCCAGCGAACUGCAAGUGCUGGUUCUGCGAUGACUGGGUGUUCCGCGCCGAGCCCGACACCGUCCAAGAACGCCAGCUCUGCUAUACAGAUCGGAUGCAUCACAUCGCAGACCACUAUCGUCAUGGUGCGAGAACCAUUGACGUUCGCCCAGACUUUGACUUUCUCGACCAUCUCUGGGAACACGACUUGAUAAGCAGAGGAGACUUUCAAUACAUAAAAGAUUUUCAUGAAGCGCCUCAGCCAAGGCAUGGCAUCAAUCCUAUGCCCGCAGCACCAGGUUCACGCUCGUCAGCGGCAGUGGCAGUGGCAGUCGAGGUGAGGCCACGCCAUCGAGGCCGCCGCGAGUCUCGCCGGAGCUAUUACUCAUGAAUCC